AAACAAAGUGUUACUUGAUGUAAAAUAAAAUUCAUAAUUUCAACAUUUAAUGUUAUAUUUUUGAGUAUAAGUUACUUUAUAUUAUAUCUAGUUUUUGUAAAAAUUAAUCUUUAAUUAAAUAAAGAACUAAAAUUACGUAUUUGAAUAAAAAAAAGCAAUGCUUAGAACUUUUUUAAUUUCUCCAAACCAUCACAUAAAGUAAUUUGAUGCUGGUUUACUAUUGAUUCUCUUCUAUAGACUGUCAAAUGUAUUAUUAUAAUAGUGUUUAGGCAAUAAUCAAUACAAUGAUGAUCUCAAAAGUUGGAUAUAAGUUUUUUCCUUCAUUAAUUUUGUUUGUCUUUUAUUUACAACAUAAUGUUCAGUCAUCAAGAGUCCUAGAAUUGAGUGAUAGAUUCAUAGAAAUAAAAAAUGAAGGAGACUGGUUUAUAAUGUUUUAUGCACCUUGGUGUGGUCACUGCAAACGAUUGGAACCAAUAUGGAAUCAUGUUGCUCAAGCUUUACAUAACACUGAUAUCAGAGUAGGAAGAAUUGAUUGUACAAGGUACAAAAGAGUAGUUUCAGAGUUUGGACUUUCGGCUUAUCCAACAAUUAUGUUUAUAAAGGGCAAUGAAGGAUCAUAUAAUUUUAAUGGAGAGAGAUCUACUGAAGAAUUGGUUCAUUUUGCCAAGCGUAUGGAACGACCUCCGGUACAAGAAGUAACUGAUACAAAUGAUAUUGAAAUGCUAAAGCAAUCCAAAAAAAACUUUUUUAUGUUCAUUGGAGAAAGUAAAGAACAUUUUUGGGAUUUAUUUUAUGAUUUGGCAAAACAAUUUCAAGCUCAUUCAUACUUUUAUAUUACAUCCGAAAAUUUAGGAAAACAGCAUUUUUCGUUUGACAAAAGUCCUGCAGUUAUUGUGUAUAAAGAAGAACAACACUAUAUAUUUAAUGUUGAAGAAUGGGGUAUGGAUUUAAAUUCUAGUUUAACUGAAUGGAUUAACACUGAGAGAUUUGAUACUUUUGUUAAAGUUACUCGUUCUAAUAUACAUCAAAUGUUUGAAACAAAUAAGUAUUUAGUAUUGGCAAUAGUUGAAGAAAACAAAAUACCUAAGUUACCCAUUCAUCACUCAGAAUUUUUACAAAUGGUGGAAUCUGUUAUUGUUCAAAAUAGAGAUCGUUUUCAUCGUGAUUUUCAAUUUGGUUGGAUUGGAUCUCCAGAAUUUGCCAAUGCAAUUACAUUGAGUGAUGUUGCAGUACCUUCUCUAAUUAUUUACAAUUCUUCUACUAGACAUCAUCAUAUUCCAGAAGAAAAACCUCACGAAUUAACACCAGAAUCCAUUACGAUGUUUCUAGAAGCUGUUCGGAAUCAAUCUGCAAAGGCAUAUGGUGGAAAUGGUAUUUUGAUUCAAUUGUAUAGGAUGUAUUAUGAAACAAAGACAGCAUUAAUAAACAUUUGGACUGGAAAUCCAGUAGUUGCUUGUGUACUCUUUGGAUUACCUGGAAUAUUUUUGUUAUUAAUCCUAUACUCUACAUGUUGUACAGAUAUUAUGGAUGCAAACGAAGAUGACAAUGAUAAUGAAGAUGAGUAUCAUGAAAAAAAAGAAUAAAUUCAUAAAAAAAUGUUGGGUUUUAUAAUUUUAUAUAAUAUUUCUUGAAAACAAUUUUUUUUAGAGAUUUAUAGGGGAAUGUAUGUAAAAUAUGUAAAUUAUACAAAUUUUUAUGUAAUAGCUAUCAUUGUAAUUUAAACAAUUUGUCAUUUAUUUUUUCUGUAGUAAUUCAUAUAAACUGAUUAUUCCUAAGUGAAUAUUCAAUCAUAUGUAUAAAAUUACAUGUAUAAUUUACUAAAUUUGUAAUUUUUUAUUGUAUCUGUGUUAAUAACUUUAGGUAACAUUAAUAAAACAGUAUUA
Molecule: messenger RNA, 1883 nt
Organism: Daktulosphaira vitifoliae (grape phylloxera)
Lineage: Eukaryota; Metazoa; Arthropoda; Insecta; Hemiptera; Phylloxeridae
Gene: Tmx3
Product: protein disulfide-isomerase TMX3
Exons: 13
Coding region: 285-1583 (432 amino acids)
Biological process (GO): peptidyl-cysteine oxidation
Cellular component (GO): endoplasmic reticulum
Molecular function (GO): protein disulfide isomerase activity
Source: RefSeq, a predicted model, not a curated record